Protomyces lactucae-debilis is the source of this 234-nucleotide messenger RNA. RefSeq lists its product as uncharacterized. The record is from RefSeq and is a predicted model, not a curated record. The transcript has 3 exons. Gene Ontology annotation, biological process: protein N-linked glycosylation. Bases 1 to 234 code for a protein of 77 amino acids. NCBI's taxonomy places the organism in Eukaryota, Fungi, Ascomycota, Taphrinomycetes, Taphrinales, Protomycetaceae.
AUGUCAAUGUCUACACUGCAGGACCUCUUCUCGCAAGGGCAGCCUUACCAUGCGACAGUUCCUCUGCGUGCACAGGCGCUUGUGGCCACCGUUUUGCUGAUUGCCGCUGCACUUGGCUCUGCGCUAUUUUCCAUCAGCACUGGUCCAAAGAAGCUUGCGGUCGCUCUCCCUGCAAGUCUGUGUUGGGGCUUUGGUGCACUCUACCUUCUACUUGCAUGCGGCGUGUACGUCUAG